Messenger RNA from Leguminivora glycinivorella, 699 nucleotides. Its product is annotated as arylphorin subunit alpha-like. The transcript has 2 exons. The record is from RefSeq and is a predicted model, not a curated record. Lineage: Eukaryota; Metazoa; Arthropoda; Insecta; Lepidoptera; Tortricidae. The coding region runs from base 175 to 438 and encodes 87 amino acids.
UACCAAGAUGAAGACUGUCCUGAUCCUAGCGGCUGUUGUGACCCUUGCAGUGGCCGGCAGUGUUCCGAUCAUACGGGCAGUGGAGCUGAAACCGGUUGAUGCUGGCUUCAUCGCGCGUCAAACACAGGUUCUCAACCUUCUGGAGAGCUACAGAAAUUGUGGUGACCAACAGAUAUGUCUGAGAGGUUCUUCUACCAGCCCCGGAGGAUGAUGCUGCCUAAGGGUACCAAGGGUGGCUUCCCCUUCCAGCUGUACGUCGUUGUCUACCCCCACACUCCUCUGCCUCAGGGUUGGGAACAGUUCAAGACUUACUUCCCCGACAUGAAGCCCAUGUCCUACCCCUUCGACCGCCCCGUGGUCGAGACCUACUUCAAGCAGCCCAACAUCUACCACGAGGAUGUGUUCAUCUACCACGAGGGCGAGCAGACCGCCAAUUAGUAUAACGUUCAGAAGUACUUCUCUAUUUAAAUGAACUAAUUGCCCAAGCCUUACGAGAAAUAGAUGUUGAAAGUGUGCUCGUCAUGAUUGCCAACAGGCCGGCAUACUGCCAGCUUAGCCAAGGUUGAAGUCGCUUUUGACAACGAAACGCUUCGUUGAAAAUUUAGCUAGAUGCCCAUCUAAAAACUCAGUAAACCUCAUAUUUAUAUUCUUUGUUAUCCAUUACUAAACUUGAUAGAUAAAAUAAAUAUUAUUAUUCAA